GCAGAACUUAUUUUGGAAAAAAUAUUCAAUUAUGUUAAAUAUAUUUUUGAAUCAAAUAUAAAUUUAUUUUAGAAUCUACUGUUGGAAGAGUUCAAAUAAAAGAAUUAAUUAAUAAAGGAAAUUUAGAAGCUUUGGAAGAUAUUAUUCUCAGAGGACAUGGAGGUUUGCUUUUGGGAGAAACAUCACCAAAUCCAACAAUAAAUGACUUUCUUACAAUGGUGCCUUUCUAUUUGAAAAGAAUUCAUGAUGUACAUCGUGCUGCUAUGAGAGGUCGUUUACAAGAAAUUACAAAACUUUUAGAUCAUAAAAGUUUUGCAAUUGCAACUGACCAAUUAGGUGCAACUCCACUUCAUAAGGCUGUCUGGUAUGAAAAUUAUGAUGUUGCUGAAUAUAUUGUGAAUAAUUUUCCACUUUCAUUAAAUAUUACUGAUAUGGAUGGAAGAACGCCAUUACAUUAUGCAGCAGUUUUACGAGAUAAUAAAGACAUGUAUAAUAUUCUUUUAAAUGGUGGUGCUAGCAAAUCUGUUCAAGAUAUUAAAGGAAAAAUUCCAGACUAUUAUUUACAACACCCAGAACUACUAAAAAUUGAUGAAGUGAUCAGAAGAAACCAACGGAUAAAUGCAACACACAUGGCUAAUAUUAUUAAUCAUACCAGAUCAAAACUUCCUCUGAGACGUAAGUAUGCAUUAUUAUAAAAUUAUCUAAUACAAUACACUCUUGUUAAUCUGAAGUGAUUAUUGAAGGAGGUUGUUUGAAUAAGUGGGAUUACACAAAAGAAAAAGAAACCAAAUACAGACAAAUACAUAUACUAUAUUUAUUCUAAGGGCCAUCCAUAAAUUACAUAAGGGUGAUU
Molecule: messenger RNA, 853 nt
Organism: Centruroides sculpturatus (bark scorpion)
Lineage: Eukaryota; Metazoa; Arthropoda; Arachnida; Scorpiones; Buthidae
Product: ankyrin repeat domain-containing protein 49-like
Exons: 4
Coding region: 216-695 (159 amino acids)
Molecular function (GO): protein binding
Source: RefSeq, a predicted model, not a curated record